AAACCGUAUGUUGACGAUAUGUGUCAAAAUGGCGUCUGUCACCUGUCGGAGUUCUUAGCUAUGUGAACCGUGUAAAGUAUUUGACGUUGUCCUUUGAUUAUUCGUGGAUGAUGAGUGCACACCCAAAUACUUAGAAAUAUAAACCAAGCAUUAAAGUAGUCUAGUGAAUCCUAUCAGGUCGUAAUGGCGUACUCAGUGUGUGAAAACCUCCGUGGAUUUGCCUACAGUCGUCCUCCACUGGUCAUCUUCAUGAUAUGUCUAGCUACGUUCGCCAUCGCCCUUGUCACAUUUGCCUAUGUUGUCAAAAUGAGAGACAUGCCCAAUCCAGAUAUUCCAGAGGAUUGGAAUACCUUCCUGGAGAGUUUUGCUGAUGUGGAUUUUUGUGUGUUGAGCAACUCCAGUGAUUAUGCAUCAGACGCUACCACAGCUGGCACCACAAGACACAACCGUAACACGAUGGAUGGCCAGCAUGAAGUCACAACGACUGCUACGUUACCACCAGAUGGUGUUGUCAACGUAUCACUGUCGAUGAUGGUGGAGAUGCAGCCUACCCAGGACUUUGUCAACAUCCCCCACAAUGUGACAUACCUGUCCACAACACUGAUGGGGGACCAGCUCGGUCUGUAUGGUGAAGCAGCCGACCUUGAGAUGAAUGUGACCUUCGUGUUGCCGUUCCAGUGGAACACGUCACGGUGCAACCGGCGAGGGAUCUGUGAGCCGGUCAACAUCUACACCUGCAUCAGCUUCCAGGCACCAGUGUCAUUCUUCCCCCACACAAAGAAGCCUGACAUGUGCCAUGGCAACUCGGAGUCUGGGAUUGAGUACCAUGUGAAGAUGGUUGGUCUGAAGGGAACUCGCAGGCACCCCAAGGUGUUGUGGUGCAACAGUCAGCCAGUGCUGCAUGUCCGCUACAAGCUGGACCCCAGCCUCACCGUAAUGUUGUCAUUGCAUGACCGAUCUGUCAUCAACCUCCACUUGAUGCACACAAGUUACUUCCUGUUUGUGAUGGUUAUCACACUGUUCUGCUACGCCAUCAUCAAAGGGAGGCCACCCAAGACCAAGAUCGUUCAACAGAUUCAUGUUGAAAAGAUUCCAAACAAAGCAUAGGUGGCAUCUUGUGGAAGAGGAAGUAGUUAAUGAAGAGAGUAGGGUGUUCACAUCAAUCAGGAAGAAGAGUGGUUUCAAAUUAUCCUGCAACAAGUUCUUUUAACAUGCGGACCAGGUGUGAACAUAGUGGAGAGGUCUACAUUCAAAAACAAAACCUACACACGGGAGCUUAAUCUUGGCUUGAUUCCAUUUGAUAAAAUCUAUUCCAUAAUCCUUGCAUAUGCAAGGUUGCUAUGACCACAACCUAAAUGACUUCUUGGUUUCACAUUUGUAGAAAGUGAGAGAAAAGUGAAAGAAGAUGGAUGGUAUAGAUUUCUUCUCUCUCUCAAAAGUACCUCAACAUAUGUUGGAAUACAACCCUGCAAAGCUUUCAUCUUGAUUACUUCAGUUGUAAUUAUAGAAUUAUUUGUGUUUCAAAAACACGAAGCAGUCUUGAUGAGCAAAGACAGAAACAUUUCCAUCACUUCUGUGUCAGAUUUGGAUCAAAACAAGAAGUGGUGAAGGAGGAGUUGUUCCGGAUGUCGACUGGAUGCUUCACAAGAUAUGGGGGCUGUUUAAAUUCAGUGUUUGAUAUUUAGUUAAACAUGUUUAUACAUCCUUUGUUGUUAGUAUGUCUUGGGAUUGCAGUGAGGGCACCUACUUUGAGUCAAUUGGUCCAUCUUGCAAGGGUACCUGUUUUUAGGCCAUUUGUUCAUCUUUCAAGAGCACCUGAUUUAAGGGCAUUGGUACAUCUUGCACAGGCACCUGUUUUGAGGCCAUUGAUGCAGGUUUUUGGGGUACAUGUCAUUGGUUCUUCUUGCAAACUUAUGAAAAACCAAGAGAAGCUGACAAGAUUUUCUUUGCAAUACAUAUGAAAAAUCAGAAACUUUAAAUUUGUUUGUACCAUACAGCGAAUGUUUCUGAUUGGAUUUUUGUUUUUGUUUCUUUUGUACAGAAUAUUUUGCUUUUUGAAGUCCUUUGCUUAAAAAACAGCCGGCAUGGUACCAACUAUAGAAAAC
Haliotis rubra (blacklip abalone) is the source of this 2105-nucleotide messenger RNA. RefSeq names its product transmembrane protein 248-like. The transcript is spliced from 8 exons. The coding region runs from base 184 to 1107 and encodes 307 amino acids. NCBI's taxonomy places the organism in Eukaryota, Metazoa, Mollusca, Gastropoda, Lepetellida, Haliotidae. The record is from RefSeq and is a predicted model, not a curated record.